Gaeumannomyces tritici R3-111a-1 is the source of this 411-nucleotide messenger RNA. RefSeq lists its product as hypothetical. The record is from RefSeq and is a predicted model, not a curated record. The transcript has 2 exons. Bases 1 to 411 code for a protein of 136 amino acids. NCBI's taxonomy places the organism in Eukaryota, Fungi, Ascomycota, Sordariomycetes, Magnaporthales, Magnaporthaceae.
AUGGCGGACAAAAGGGGUCAUCAGCACGAGGACAUCCUUGGAAACAAAGGAAGAUCGCCACACGGCGGCGUCGAGAAGCAAAACAACAUCACCCACCCUGCAGGAGUCGAAGAGAUCCUCGAGUGGAUCGACCGCAUCUCCGAGAACUCGACAAAGGCCGGGGCGGAGCACGAUCACGAAGACGAGCUCGUGCCGUUCCCCAGCGCCUCCCUCAACCUCAACCUCACCCCCGACGCCGGCGCCGGGCCGAGAGGCCUGACGACGCCCCAGAGCACCGUCGCUCCCUCGACGCCCUCGCUGCGGAUAGACACGCGACGGUUCGGCAUGGUGUCGCCCAAAGACUACAAGCCCCCGUGCGGCACGUGGAGCGAGAAUGGCCAGUAUAAGCGGGAUACCUCUGAGUCAGCUUGA